GUCCAAUUGCCAAGCAACCCCCUGUCAGCCAAUCACAGAGCUCAGAGGUGAUGUCAUGGCGAGAGCGAGCAGUGGUGCUGAUGUGGAGAGAAGCCCAGGGUACCACUAAUCGAGGGAGUGAGGAAGGAAGCACCUCGCCUGAACAGGACCGCAGAUUUGUGACAGCGUCCUGAGCUGGUGACAGACCUACUCUGUGACUUUCAGCCAGAUUCAGCCCUCACAUUCCUGAAAACAUGACCCUCGCCGCCUACAAAGAGAAGAUGAAGGAGCUCCCACUGGUGUCCUUGUUCUGCUCCUGUUUUCUGGCCGAUCCUCUGAAUAAAUCAUCCUAUAAAUACGAAGGCUGGUGUGGGAGACAGUGUAGGAGGAAAGAUCAAAGCCAGCGGAAAGACAGUGCUGACUGGAGAGAAAGAAGAGAGCAGGCAGACACAGUGGACCUGAACUGGUGUGUAAUUUCCGACAUGGAAGUCAUUGAGCUGAACAAAUGUACCUCGGGCCAGUCCUUUGAAGUCAUCCUGAAGCCACCUUCCUUCGAUGGGGUCCCCGAGUUCAAUGCCUCCCUACCCAGGCGGCGAGACCCAUCACUGGAAGAGAUCCAGAAGAAACUAGAAGCAGCUGAGGAGCGAAGAAAGUACCAGGAAGCUGAGCUCCUGAAACACCUAGCAGAGAAACGAGAACACGAGCGGGAGGUGAUCCAAAAAGCCAUUGAGGAAAACAACAAUUUCAUCAAGAUGGCUAAGGAAAAACUGGCCCAGAAGAUGGAAUCCAAUAAGGAAAACCGGGAGGCCCAUCUUGCUGCCAUGUUGGAACGGCUGCAAGAGAAGGACAAGCACGCGGAAGAGGUGCGGAAAAACAAGGAGCUGAAGGAAGAGGCCUCCAGGUAAAGCCCAGAGGCCAAAGAAGUUUCCAGAACAGCCGGACAGCUCCAGCAGCUCCGCAGUUCCCGAGGCAGCCUCGUCCGCCGCGGGCUGCUCUCCCAGCACUGGGGUUUGGGGGGGAGGGGGGUGGCCAGGGGUGUUUCCUCUGCUUUUGGUGUUUGUACAUGUAAAGAAUUGACCAGUGAAGCCAUCCUAUUUGUUUCCGGGGAACAAUGAUGGGGUGGGAGAGGGGAGAGAAGGAGAGAACUUGGGAAAGAAGAUGGAGAAGGACUCACGGACAUUGCAACCCUGCCCACCGCAGACUCAGGUCAAGUCCUUGGCUUUUCUUCGCGGUGAAUGUCCAGGCACCAUGUUGAGGGAGGCUGCAAACGGGGCAGAGUCCGGGGUGGGGCAGCGGCUGCAGGGCCCUGCGGGGGAAGCCCAGGGAGAGGGUGGGGGGCCCCCGGACGUGUUGCUUCCGCCCUGCAACAGGUGGGAUGAGGUCCGAGUGUGUGUGUGUUAACCAUCAUCUUUUGAUCAUCAUGACCAAUGAAAUAUUUACUCCAGGUCUCCCGUUCUUUAUUUCCUGAAUUUGUCCUUUCAGUGACUGACAAAAUAUUCUUGAAUUUGGUUUCCACCCAUCAGGGGGCAGCUGCCUCUUUUGUUCCUGAGUUUGACCAUCAGAGCAUCUGAGAGGUGCUGGGGGAGGUGGGUUAAACAUGCCAGACUUUGGC
This is a messenger RNA of Acinonyx jubatus (cheetah), 1591 nucleotides long. It is a transcript of the gene STMN4, whose product is annotated as stathmin 4. Gene Ontology annotation, cellular component: cytoplasm; neuron projection. Bases 234 to 884 code for a protein of 216 amino acids. Gene Ontology annotation, biological process: neuron projection development; regulation of microtubule polymerization or depolymerization; microtubule depolymerization. Gene Ontology annotation, molecular function: tubulin binding. Lineage: Eukaryota; Metazoa; Chordata; Mammalia; Carnivora; Felidae. The record is from RefSeq and is a predicted model, not a curated record. The transcript is spliced from 7 exons.